GUUUUUUUGUCAGGAAGGGGGCGUCAGCUGUCGCAUCCAUGUUACAUAAAGGGUGAUAAAGUCGUUCUGAGCCAUGCUGCUGCUGCUGUGAGCUGCUGCUGGAGCUCUAAGCACCUGGAUAGGAGUAGACAACAUCUAUUUAUCAACAGAACGGGUAGGCUAUACAGAAAGAUGGCGGCUUCCCUGCUGAGGAUAGGACGACUGGGCUGUGUCAAGUGUUUGCAGGCUGAGAGCUGGAUUACUCUGAGCAGAGCACCCGCAGCUGCAGCCUAUAGCACAAAAUCUGGAGGGUCCAAGAAGUCGUCGAAAAAGAACAGCUUGGACAAGAGCCAGGGUAAAACAUACUUCGAUAUAGAGAAACUUGUCCAGCACAAGACAUAUGAAAUUCCCAAGAAAGAUGUUUCUUCAGCAGCUGCUGCUGCAGCAGCACAAGCUGCAGCUAAACCCGUUGCAGAGCCUUUGCCCUCUGCUGCUGCACCUGAGGCAGUGGUAAGCACCCCCGCUGCAGAAGCUGCGCCAGUGGUUGAGGCUGUUGCAGAAGCCGCACCAGUGGCUGAAGCUGUCGCAGAAGCCGCACCAGUGGCUGAGGCCGUUGCAGAAGCCGUACCAGUGGUUGAAGCCGUUGCAGAAGCCGCACCAGUGGUUGAAGCCGUUGCAGAAGCCGCACCAGUUGUUGAGGCCGCCGCAGAAGCCGCACCAGUUGUUGAGGCCGCCGCAGAAGCCGCACCAGUUGUUGAGGCUGUCGCAGAAGCCGCACCAGUUGUUGAGGCCGCCGCAGAAGCCCCACCAGUUGUUGAGGCCGUCGCAGAAGCCGCACCAGUGGUGGAGGCCGUCGCAGAAGCCGCACCAGUGGUCGAAGCCGUCGCAGAAGCCGCACCAGUGGUCGAAGCCGUCGCAGAAGCCGCACCAGUGGUCGAAGCUGUUGCAGAGGCUGUUGCAGAAGCCGCACCAGUGGUCGAAGCCGUCGCAGAGGCUGUUGCAGAAGCCGCACCAGUGGUUGAAGCCGUCGUAGAGGCUGUUGCAGAAGCUGCACCCGUUAUCGCUGAAGCUGUCGUUGAAGCGGCACCAGGUGUCGAGGCCGUUGUAGAGGCUGUUGCAGAAGCCGCACCAGUGGUUGAAGCCGUCGUAGAGGCUGUUGCAGAAGCUGCACCUGUUAUCGCUGAAGCUGUUGCCGAAGCUGCACCAGUAGUUGAAGCUGUAGCUGAACCUCCCGCCCCAGUUGCUGAAGCCCCUGUAGAAGCUGCUGCUGAGCCUGUGGCUGAAGCUGCCCCAGUAGAGGCUGAAGCUGCCCCAGUAGAGGCUGCAGCUGCCCCUGUAGAGGCUGCAGCUGAAGUUUCCGCCCCUGUGGAGAGCACCGAGGAGCCCGCUCCAGUCGUAGCUGAAGCUGCGGGAGAUGUGCUGCAGGCGGACGCCCCAGCUGAACCAGUUGAACCGCUUGAGGCUCAAAUGGACCCGAUUCAGAAGCUCUUCCUGGACUCCAUACGCGAGUACUCCACAAAGAGCCAGGCUACUGGGGGGCUAGUUGAUGCUGGUUCAGAGUACGAGAAGGCCUUAGCAGAAGAGAUAGCGAAGCUUCAGAGACUCUACGGCGGUGGAGACCUCACAUCUUUCCCAGAGUUCAAAUUCACAGAGCCCAAGUUGGAUGAAGUUUCCCAGAAGUGAACCUCAGCACUUUGCAACUGAACUUUUCUACUGUCGCCUUUUUUUUCCUCUGUACAUGUGUACAUCCAUAGUGGAGCAUUAACAGUCUGCUUACUGUCAGAGUCGCAACAAACCCCCUUACCUCUAGCUUUAUAUGUCAGAAUAGAGCUGUGUCCGUAGCUAGAUAUGUGAUGGGAAGGGAAGCUAAAGCAUUAUAGAUGUAGGUUUAUGGCAGACAGAAUGAACUUAGAGCUGUGAAAUACGCUUUGUAUAAAUCGAUCCGAGCUGAAUGUGGAAGAAAAACAAUAAAUUCCAGUUCGUAUUUGUCA
Messenger RNA from Thunnus maccoyii (southern bluefin tuna), 1970 nucleotides. RefSeq lists its product as uncharacterized. The coding region runs from base 172 to 1662 and encodes 496 amino acids. Gene Ontology annotation, biological process: proton motive force-driven ATP synthesis. Lineage: Eukaryota; Metazoa; Chordata; Actinopteri; Scombriformes; Scombridae. Gene Ontology annotation, molecular function: proton transmembrane transporter activity. The transcript has 7 exons. The record is from RefSeq and is a predicted model, not a curated record.